AUGGCCUCCUCCACAAACGUCCACCUCUCCCCCGCCGAGCUCUCCUACCUCCACACCUCCCUCAGUCUCAACCCCCCCAUCCGCCCCGACGGCCGCUCGCCGACUCAGUACCGGCCUUUGUCCGCCGAGACGGGGAUCCUGCCUGGGACGAACGGCUCGGCUCGGAUCUGCUUCGCGGACGGGACCGAGGCGAUCGUGGGGGUGAAGGCAGAAGUGGAAAAGACGAGGCGGAGGUGGGAUGACGAUACUAUCUUUGGGGAGAAUCAAAACCAGGAAGAAGGAGAAGAACAAGAUGAGGGGGAGGAGCAGGGGAGUAGUGAUUGGGUUGAGCUCACGGUUGAGAUUCCGGGGUACAGGGACGAUGAUAGUGGGACGGUGUUUUUGGGGCAGAUGCUUUGUGAGGCGCUGCUUGCUGAUGGGGGGUUUGUGAGGCGGUUGAGGAUUAAUAGACGGUUUCAUUGGAAGGUUUAUCUUGAUAUUUUGUUGAUCAGCCCGCCGCUUUCGUAUCCGCUUCCUUUGCUGUCAUUAACAACCCACCUCGCCCUUCUGGCCACCCGCCUCCCUAAACUCAAGUCAGAAGGGGAUGAAGACCCGUUUUUUGACGACGAUUGGGCUGCGGCACCGUAUCUGUACGCACGAAACCCGACCACGAAAAGAGUUACCGAACGCCCGCCUGUGACGUUGCUGGUGAUGGCGGUGGGGGGGAAUGUCAUUUUUGACCCGAGCAAGGAGGAGCUGGCAGUGGCGGAUGUGGUGCUGGCUGUUUCGGUUGGGGAUGACGCUUCGUCGCGAGAGGGUAGGAUGGAUGUGGAUGGGAGGAGCAACAACUCGGGCAGGAAUCUGAAGCUGUUGUCUAUCAGGACGGUGGACCCGCCUUCGAGACUGACGCCGCCGGGGGUGGCCAACGCGGCGAAUAGCGCUUAUGGGCAUGCGCAGGUUGUGAGUACGGGUGCGAACCAGAAGAUGCCCGAGGCGAGGCAGACGGAGAGCGAGGCUGUGGAGGGUGUUUGGAAACCGCCUAGGGGUGGUGCCAAGGCUGUUGUGAUGGGGGCGUUGGUGCAAAAGGUGCUGGUUAGAGGUGGGGUGGCGGAUGAGGUGCUGGAUGCUUUGGAGGGGGUUGACACUUCUUGA
Messenger RNA from Podospora pseudopauciseta, 1131 nucleotides. RefSeq names its product Exosome complex component rrp42 (gene RRP42). Gene Ontology annotation, molecular function: mRNA 3'-UTR AU-rich region binding. Gene Ontology annotation, biological process: U1 snRNA 3'-end processing; nuclear mRNA surveillance; exonucleolytic trimming to generate mature 3'-end of 5.8S rRNA from tricistronic rRNA transcript (SSU-rRNA, 5.8S rRNA, LSU-rRNA). NCBI's taxonomy places the organism in Eukaryota, Fungi, Ascomycota, Sordariomycetes, Sordariales, Podosporaceae. The record is from RefSeq and is a predicted model, not a curated record. The transcript has 2 exons. Bases 1 to 1131 code for a protein of 376 amino acids. Gene Ontology annotation, cellular component: nuclear exosome (RNase complex); cytoplasmic exosome (RNase complex).